UUUAAAAGGUCCCCAAAAAGAAGAAGAAGAAGAAAAAAAAAAAAAAAAAAGCUAAGGUGGAGAGUCCACAAUAAUUGGCAUCAAAUGCUUAUGGGGAUUCGCACUGUUGCUGAAUUCCAAGAUCUGCAGCAACGUAUCCAUUAUUUAUUUGAAAAUAAGAAACCCCUCUUCUUCUUUCUCUCUCUCUUGCUUUAAUUUUGUUUAAAAAUUUGAGCUUUUUUUCCAUUGGUGGAGGUUUGAGAGGAUUGAAAUUGAAUGACCCAAAUGACCCGGGGGGUAGAGAUUUGUGAGUGCGUUGGAUGUUGGUGGCUCAGAAAGGCUACCAAUUUCAAUAGUUAUGAGUAAUUUGUAUCUGUAUUUCUAGCUGUAACUGUAGCUGUAGAAUCCAAUUCAAGGGCUUCUCUCUCUCUACGUUUUGUAAAAUGGAUUUCGUAAAAGAAUAUUAAAGCUUUGUUGUAUUGCCAAACCCAAAGCCAAUCAGGGCUUCGUCGGAAAGUUGCGCCCAAAAAGGGCUUCUGUCUUCUGCCAUUUCGAUCGUUACCCAGAUGAAAUCAUCGUUGGAUAUGCUUCAGCUGAGAUUCCUGUGAGAGUUACUGUAAAUAAGAGGAUUGGUAAUCAUGGCAGCAGAAUCCAACACAGGGUUUCACCGCGACGAAACGUUAAGUUCCGCUUUGAAUAGGCACGCUAUAUCGUUUCAGUCUACUGCAACAACUAGCAGCUCAGAGAUGAUGACAAUGGGGAACUAUUUUGGGGUCAACAAUGCGUCGGCCAUAAUGUUUUCGGGGAAUUCAAGUGUCGUCAACAAUAACAACAACCAUCCUGUUAUAAGCCAAGCUACCAAUUCAUCUGGUUCUCUGCUUCUUGAUACGGUGCCAGGGCUCAAGCAUGAUGCGGGUUUGGCAGUUGAAUGGUCUGUGGAAGAGCAAUUCAAAUUGGAGGAAGGUCUUGUCAUGUUUGCUGAUGAACCAAGCAUUUUGAGGUAUAUCAAGAUUGCUGCCACGUUACGUGAUAAAACUGUCCGGGAUGUUGCUUUAAGGUGUAGGUGGAUGACUAGAAAACGAAGAAAGCCUGAAGAACAUAUUGGAAAGAAAGUGAACAAUCGAAAGGAUAAGCUGGUGGAGCCAUCGUUAAAAAUAAACACACCUUCAGCCCCUGGCCCCAGCAUGGCUGGAUAUUCACAUAUGAUGCAUCAUAUGAACCGAAAAGAAGGUAUGCCUUCCGAAGUCUCAGAGAUUAGCAGUGCAGCUGCGCAUCUUCUGGAACAGAAUGCUCAAGCUUUUAGUCAAAUUAGUUCCAACCUUUCCAUGUACAAGUUGCAGGAUAACAUUGAUCUUUUCUGCCGGACAAGGAAUAAUAUUGUUGCUAUCCUAAAUGACAUGAGGGACACUCCAGGCAUUAUGAGCAAAAUGUUACCACUUCCUGUAUCUAUAAAUGAAGAUCUUGCAAAUAGAAUCUUACCUAGUACAACCUGAUUUGGAUUGGCUCCAUUCUUUUGGCCCUUGGUUGUGUUUUAUGCCUACACCAAGGCCACUGCAAAGAAAUACAGACAAGAAGAAGAUGACGACGACGAUGACGACAAUGAUGAUGUACGGCUGAUUGGUCGGUUAGCCCCUGCUGUCCCUCCUUGCUGCCCAAUCAGACAAAAUCAAAUUGAUGGCUGAGAAAAAAAUGAGUGUUUGAUCUUGAUGUCAUGUCCAUGAGCAGCUCCCCCAGCACACAAAAUAUUAACAGGGAAGUAAAAGUGUCAGCUGCAGAUAUAUUGGUUGGGAGAUUUGAGUCAAAAGGGAGAAAAUGAGAGAAAAGGGAAAGAAAAAUAUAUUGGAUCUGCUGCUUCCAAUUUGUACUAUUUUAGGCAUUUACCUAAAAAAAAUAAAAUUGUUGUGCAAAAAUAUUUGAUAUGAAAGUAUAGUUGGAUUGGGAGGAGCUGAAAAUCAUUCUGUUACCAUUAAUUGCAUUUCUGUAGUUAUCUGUUUGUUUGAGGCUAAUUUGGUCAAUUGGGUGACAUGACAAUUGAAAAAUAGACCUACCUUA
Benincasa hispida (wax gourd) is the source of this 2031-nucleotide messenger RNA. RefSeq lists its product as uncharacterized. The record is from RefSeq and is a predicted model, not a curated record. NCBI's taxonomy places the organism in Eukaryota, Viridiplantae, Streptophyta, Magnoliopsida, Cucurbitales, Cucurbitaceae.